CAUCGGAUAGAAUGAAAUCUUACCAAAACGUCAUGACAGUUGAAAAUCUCCGUGGUCAGCGAGUUUUAAAAUCGUUCUUAAUGCCAGAUGAAGAAUCAAGGAUCGAAAUUUUCGCUAAAAAUAUACCUCAAAAUCUGGACGAAGAUGACAUAGUGCCAUUUUUCGAAUGUGUAGGACCUCUGCAUUGUUUGAGAUUAAUGAUGAAUCACACCAACGAAGGAAACAGAGGCUUCGCUUAUAUCACAUACUUGAACAGUCAAGAUGCUCAUUUGGCUGUCAAAUAUUUGGAUGGUAAAGAAAUCACUCCAGGUAACCCUGUGAAGGUGUCAAUUUCCAUGAACAACUGCAGAAUAUUCGUUGGGGGAAUCCCAGUUCAAAAAACGAAAGAUGAGGUUUGGCAGGAGCUGGUCAAAAAAGGAAUUACAGGACUUGUGGAUGUCAUCAUGUAUAGAUCCUACUCCAACAGGUCUGAAAACAGAGGUUUCGUUUUCGUUGAGUUUCCAACACAUCAGUACGCUGCAAAGAUGAGAAACAAGAUGAUGAACAUGAAUCUUUGGAACAAAGAAAUUAUCGUCGAUUGGUCUGUACCUGAACCUGUGGUAGGUGAAGAAGAAAUGAAGAAGGUCAAAAUUCUCUACCUCAGAAACCUUCCCGUUGUAGAAACAAGGGAAUAUCUGAAGGAACUAAUUAAAAAUUAUGUUAAAUCUGAGUUCGUAGAGAAAGUUUACAAAUUCAAGAAUUAUGCCUUCAUCCACUUGGCUUCUAGAGAAAUAGCACUGGAACUUUUGUUUUCUUUGAAAGAUCAUUAUCGAAAUACCCCAGUUGAAGUUGUUUUCGCCAAGCCAUGCACUGAGUAUACAAAACCAGAAUUUCGGAAAAAAAUGUUGACGAGAGCUUCUGAUCGUAGUUACCGAAGACCAGAGAGUACUCAUUCCUCUUGGGGCCAACCGAGAUCACUAGAUGACUUCACAAAGGACAAUUGGAUGUUUCAUCAUCAAUUAUCUCCUUCCACAUCAGACAUGACCGAUUUCGAAAAACUAAGUAGGGAAUUAAAUCAAUAUCUGAAUAUUGAUUAUUCGAAUGCCUCUGGAAGUUUGUCAGAAAUGGAACAUAGCGAUGCCUUCAGAUCUUCUACUCUUAUGCUAAACUCGCUGCUUAAUCGAGUUGAUUAUUCAAGGGAGCAAGAUCCAUUAGGGACUUAUGGGAGGUCAUCAUCUUCAGAACCAAAAGCGGUACCCAGUUCAAUCUGGAACCUGGAAGAAGCUUCCAAUCCUAUGAAAAUAUUACAAACUGAAAGGAUGAUUCCAGAGAGAUUGCCCAAUAAUGCUGAAUUUCUGUAUGAAUUACCGAAAUUCAAGGAAGACACAGAAAAUAGGCAACGCUGGCAGCGUUCACGUUCAAAUAUAUCUCCAUUUAAACCAGAUCUGACCAACGGAAAAGAAGUUCCAACUGCUGAGUAUCAAUAUACUUGGCCAACUUUUCCCUACACCUGGGGUUCUAGCAGUAAGGAACCAUUGGAUUGAUAUGAUAUCUUACAGAUUUUUGAAUUAAUCAAUUGCUAACAGUUCUUUCAAUUUAUUAUCUUUCUUCUGAUUUAACUUUGUUUAAACAUCAUUAAUUUGCCUCUUAAUUUUUUGAAUUUAGUUUUAGAGAUCUUUUGUGUGACCCUGCAAUUUGAACUACUGAAUAUUUUGUUGAUCAAAAUUCUCAUAUAAGUUCAUAGAUUCAAUUGCUAAAGUUUGGAUAAUUUAGAUGAGUUCAUAUUCAUAAA
This is a messenger RNA of Harmonia axyridis, 1771 nucleotides long. Its product is annotated as probable RNA-binding protein 46. The record is from RefSeq and is a predicted model, not a curated record. Lineage: Eukaryota; Metazoa; Arthropoda; Insecta; Coleoptera; Coccinellidae. Gene Ontology annotation, molecular function: mRNA binding. The transcript has 5 exons. Gene Ontology annotation, cellular component: nucleus. Bases 12 to 1523 code for a protein of 503 amino acids.